UAGCAUGGGCAUAGAAGUCGAAAGCAUAGAACGGCCCACACAUUACGAAUCCACUUUAUCGCGUUGUUUCAACCAGGGAGUUCAUUGGUUCCAUAGGCUGGGUUUGACACAAGACAGAGAAGUAGUCAGCCUAAUAACAAACAACAUCAGAAAUAGGAGUAUAGUGACCGAAGCUGGGAAGUGAAGAGGAGGCAAUAAAUAUCACUACCUACCACAGAUACAGUUAGCUUAGCUGCAUGCUAACGUUGGCUUUUUACUAGCUGUUACGUCGCAACGGCCCCGACGACCCUGCAGAGAACAGGCAAAACAACAUAAGGCGAUAAUCAGAAGGCAGGGUUUACAACUAUAUUUCAAUGCUAUUUUUAAAUAAAAGGAGGUUCGAGUAUUAUGUCCUGUUCUGGUAACCUGGUUUGGGAUGUUAACAAGCGCUCCAUUGGAUACAAUGAACCGAAUGCAGUCAGGAUCAACUACUUAGGGAGAAGAGAAUUUGUCCAGCGGCUGAAACUUGAGGCGACGCUCACUGUUCACGAUGGCUGUGUUAAUACCAUAUCUUGGAAUGACACGGGGGAGUAUAUCUUGUCAGGAUCGGACGAUACUAAUCUGGUCAUCACAAAUCCCUACAACAGAAAGGUCAAGGCCACCAUUCGCUCCGGCCACCGCGCCAACAUCUUCAGCGCCAAGUUCAUGCCUCAGACUGGCGACCAGCAGAUCAUCUCGUGCUCCGGGGACGGCAUCAUCUACUACACGCACACGGAGAGGAGCCCGGACAUCAACCGGCAGUGCCAGUUCGCCUGCCACUACGGCACGGCCUACGAGAUUACGACGGUACCCAACGACCCUUACACGUUCCUGUCGUGCGGCGAGGACGGGACCGUGCGCUGGUUUGACCUCCGCACCAAGACCAGCUGCACCAAGGAGGACUGCAAAGACGAUAUCCUGAUAAACUGUCGGCGGGCGGCAACGUCCAUCUCCAUCUGUUCCCUGGUGCCAUACUACCUGGCGGUGGGCUGCUCCGACAGCUCCGUGCGCAUCUACGACAGACGCAUGCUGGGAACCAGAGCUACAGGUAACUACAUGGGCCGCGGAACAACCGGCAUGUGUGUGCGCUUCGUUCCGGCCCACCUGUCCAACAAGUCGUGUCGCGUGACGUCUCUCUGCUACAGCGGGGAUGGACAGGAAGUCCUGGUCAGCUACUCCUCUGACUACAUCUACCUGUUUGACCCCAACAAUGACCAGGCCAGAGAACUGAAGGGGCCGUCUGAGGAGAGGAGGGAAGAGCUGCGCCAACCUCCAGUGAAGCGACUUCGUCUGAGAGGUGACUGGUCUGACACCGGACCCCGCGCGCGCCCCGAGAGUGAGCGGGAGAGGGACGGCGAGCAGAGCCCCAACGUCUCACUGAUGCAGCGGAUGUCAGACAUGUUGUCCCGCUGGUUUGAGGAGGCCAGCGAAGCCCAGAGCAGCCGGGGAACCCCCCGCCCCCAGCCACGAGCCAGAGGAACUCUUCCCCGCAUUGAGGGGGCCCCCACCAUCCCACACCUCCCUAGAACACAACCUCCACAAGAAGCCCAGGCCCCUGGGGGCUCCAUGGAAACAGAGGCCCCCGCAGCCCCCCCUGUACCAGUACCCCUCCCCACGGCUACCUCCCCCUCCUCUUCAGGAUCGGUGGCAACGGUUCCCGCACCUCAUCCAUCAACCUCCUCGUCCACGGGCGGCCCGAUGGGGCUCUCCUCCCCCCCGGAACAGAGUCAGGGGGACAUAGCCGCGACCGCAGCCUCAACCCCUACGCCCGCCACGGAGACAGCACCGUCCGAAUACGGUCCCCACCGCCUGCCGGUAAGUCUAGUGUGUAGGCGUCUGCAGCGGCUGCUCCUAUUGGCCGACCCACCAGGACAGAGCCAAUCCCCUUCCACCACCACCGCCGCCAGUGGGAGCCAAUCACGGGGGGCUGCUGACGUUGCCGCGGCCACCGAGACUGCCCCCCCAACAGAUUCUCCCUCGUCUCUGGUUAACAAACAGCUGGGAUCCAUGACUCUAGAUGAGCAGCAGGGAGGGCCAGAAACUGCAGUGAGUUUGGUAAAGUUAAAAACCCGUUCUGGGUCUGUCAGUGUAGCUGGAACCUCAUCAGGGUCUGGGGCACCCAGCAGCAGUACUGGACCUGUUGGUAGCCGGGCCUCCACGGCAGAACCCGUCCUGAGUCUACACUACAGCACUGAGGGAACCACCACCAGCACCAUCAAACUGGACUUCUCAGAUGAGUGGAGCAGCAGGUCGUCCAGUUCCAGGGGAUGUGGGGGGGCCAGACCGUCGGAGGCACCAGGAGCCGUCCAGACCAGAGAGGGGCCGUCGGCAGAGAGCUCUGCCGCAGAACAAGGAGCAGCUGUUCCGGGCCGGAGCAGAGAUGCCGCUCCCCCGGCCGAGCCAGUGUGUGGGGCUGAGGGUGCCUCUGCGUCCUCCAGCGCUCCGGGCUCCACGCUCACCCCGGCCCCAGCGCAGGCCCCUGCUUCGGGGGGGAGUGUGAGUGCCUCGACCCUGGAGCGGGGCCAGGGCGCCGAGGACACCUCUGGGGGCUGCCGGAGAGAGGAACCCGUCGGGGAGGGAGGACACAGGGGAGCGACCGGGCCCGGUGGGCAGGGAGUUCCGACCGGGCCAGGUGGGCAGGGACAGCCCUCCCGUAGCAACCAGGACUCCGACGACAGUGAUGAUGACCCGAUUCUGAUCCCGUCUGCGCGGUACCGAGGAGGACAAGGACAGAGAGGAUCAGCGGUAGGAGAUAGGAUGAUCAGACGGUCGGCUGCGGCCCGAAUCCAGGAGCUGUUUAGACGGAGGAAGGAGCGGAGAGAGAUGGAGGAGAGCGAGACCCAGAACAUCAGGAGACCCUCCGUCAAGAUGGUCUACAAGGGCCAUCGUAACUCCAGGACUAUGAUUAAGGAGUCGUGUUUCUGGGGGAACAACUUUGUGAUGAGUGGUUCAGACUGCGGCCACAUCUUCAUCUGGGACAGACACACGGGGGAGCACCUGAUGCUGUUGGAGGCUGACAAUCAUGUGGUCAACUGCCUUCAACCACACCCCUACGACCCAAUACUGGCCUCGUCAGGGAUCGACUACGACAUCAAGAUCUGGUCCCCUCUGGAGGCCUCGCCGUCCUUUAACAGGGUCCUAGCUAAAGAGGUGAUCAAGCGUAAUGAGUUGAUGUUAGAAGAGACCAGAAACACCAUAACGGUCCCAGCGUCUUUCAUGCUGCGAAUGCUGGCUUCCCUCAAUCACAUCAGAACAGAUCGCUUGGAGGGUGACCCCUCAGAAGGUUCCGGACAGGAGAACGAGGAUGAGCAGUAGUCAUCCAGAUGAUCGAGGAUGAGCAGUAGUCAUCCAGAUGAUCGAGGAUGAGCAGUAGUCACCCAGAUGCGGUUUCAUUUGGAAAAAGAAAAAAAAACACUAUUUUCUUUGGCUCUAAAAAAAAGCACUUGAAGAUCCUGGGAUUUGUACAAGUGUUCUGUAGAAUAUUUCCUUGUCUGAGCAUUAGUUACAUUUGUAGCACCCAUCUUUUUUAAAAUGACUUUCUUACUGGUGUGUCUGUUUGAUUACUGCAUCUGAGAAAUUAACUGUAUGCAUAAAGCCAGACUAUAUAUAUAUAUAGAGUGGGAAUAUUAUUUAGCUGGCUGGAGUGCGAGGAUGUUUAAAGUGCAAUAUUAUUUUUAUCAGGAGCAAUUGAACUUUGAUCAGUGUUAAGGUGGAAUAUUUCUUAUUUGUAGCGCAAGGCUGAGAGCUGAGGUGUUUAUAUAUGGAGCAGUUAUGCAUGUAAACAUGAGAAUUAUGCUUUAAGUAAACCCUUUUGUUGUUGAACGUC
Molecule: messenger RNA, 3844 nt
Organism: Esox lucius (northern pike)
Lineage: Eukaryota; Metazoa; Chordata; Actinopteri; Esociformes; Esocidae
Gene: dcaf6
Product: ddb1 and cul4 associated factor 6
Exons: 21
Coding region: 388-3333 (981 amino acids)
Biological process (GO): positive regulation of transcription by RNA polymerase II
Cellular component (GO): Cul4-RING E3 ubiquitin ligase complex; cytoplasm
Molecular function (GO): protein binding
Source: RefSeq, a predicted model, not a curated record